Molecule: messenger RNA, 1088 nt
Organism: Aureobasidium pullulans EXF-150
Lineage: Eukaryota; Fungi; Ascomycota; Dothideomycetes; Dothideales; Saccotheciaceae
Exons: 3
Coding region: 7-1044 (345 amino acids)
Source: RefSeq, a predicted model, not a curated record
GAAGCCAUGGAGGGCAAGCAGCUGUCAACUUUUGUCAUUGCUCUAGUGAGCUUGAUCGUUACGACCAUCGUCGUCGUGGUGAGAUGUGGUGUUCGUAGGUCCAUCAGAGGCUUCGGUCUUGAUGAUUACUCCAUGGCAAUUGGUCAGGUCUUGUUCUUCGGCACCUGUGUGUCCGUCAUGUGGGGUUGCGAACAAGGAAUCGGUGUGAGAGACGCGAACCUCACACCAGAGCAAAAUGUCAACGCUAGACAUUCGGUCGUCAUCUUCCAAUGCUUCUACCUCAUCUCUCUCAUCUUCGUCAAAAGCAGCAUUUGCUUUGCCUUGCUCCGCAUCACAACCAGCAGGGUCAUCCGCCAAUUCCUUUACUUCAUCAUUUUCCUCUCCUUCUGCUGUGGCUUUGUCACUGCCGUUGCCUGUCUGGCUAUCUGCGUCCCCGUCUCGGCUUCCUGGACUGGUAUCGGCAAGUGUGCCCCACCCAGCGUACUCAAGUGCGUUGCCGUUUACACCACUGUAUCAUCAUGCAUCACGGACUUCUCCUGCUCCAUCCUUCCCUUUGUCAUUCUCUGGAACCUUCAAAUGGACAAGAAGCUCAAAUUCACCCUGGCCGCUAUCCUGAGUCUUGGUUUCCUUGCAAGUGCAGCUACCGUUGUUCGCGCCUUCUACUUCAACCGCUUCCUUGCACCCGUCGAUUACGUCUGGGGCUUCUCGGACCUGAUGGUCUGGUCCAUCAUCGAAGACCUCAUCGCCAUCACUAUCGGCAGUGUUCCCAGCUUAAAGCCCCUCUUCGUCCGCUUCAAGUGGAUGGCAUCCAUGUCUUCCCACCGUCGCACCGGAAAGAAGACUGGCGACUACCAGAACUGCGAAUCCUACAACAUGCACUCUCAGAGCAGAAGCAAGAACCAGACCAGAGUCAUCACCACCGUUGCUGAGGAAAGCGACAGCAUGAAGGACUUGGUCAGAGAGGAGGGCAUUGUCAUCAGUCAGGAAUUCAGACACGAGGAGGAGUAUGAGUACCAUGACAGAAAGCCCAUUACGUCGGUUUAGAAAGUCAUAUGUUUCGAUGGCACUUUUUUGGAUGUAGGAAUUAC